AGGGAAGUUUCACCACCACCACCAUUCUAAUCUACUUAUAACCACACCUUAUGUCGGGGAAAUUCUCUAUUAUUCCUGUUUUACCAUUUGUAUGGGGCCAUUCAUAUGUUUUUGGCGCACAGAAAGCGAAAUAACGAGGCCAACAGUUUCAAUUUCUUACCACGAUCUUGACGACCAGGCCUCUACGGCUGCCAUGGAGGUCGACGACGGAGAUCCGCUGGAAUUGAUGAACGAAGUGCUUCCUGACAGCAAGCCGUUCGAUGCAGUUUUCUUCAAUUCAUUUGAAGAUGAUUUUGACGACAAUGAUAUCGCCUGAUCAGACCAUGCAUGGUUAAUAGAUUUGGAUGAUAUAGAUCCUUACAGUGAUUGGACAACACAAGAUGAGCUUCCAUUGUUUACCGAUGAUGACAUCUAUGAGUUGGAGAGUUAGGCAAUGGAGGAGGGGGGUGGAUUUGGAUUCACCUUGGAUGACAUUGAGGAGCAUGUGGAGGUUGAUGAUGAUGGGGAGUCAUUGCUAGUGCCAACAACAUCUGCAUCCAAGAUGGAGGUCGAGCCAUAGCCUGUCAUGCCAAGCAAGGUAGAAGAGCCAUAGUGGACUCCUAGGAUUAGAGAUACCUCUCCCCUAGUUUUUACUAGAGCUGGGAAGAGGAAGAUGUAAAUUGUUUUGAUGUAGUGUUUACUUUUAGUUUUAUAAGGUCAAUUUGCUAUUUUCAUUUUGUUCAGACUAUCAAACAUCAACAUUCCUCAUGAGGAUGUGAUUUUGUACUCAAUUUGCAUUUAAAUCAAUCAAAGAUAACUAGACUCAGCUUGUUUCUUUUA
This is a messenger RNA of Cryptomeria japonica (Japanese cedar), 819 nucleotides long. Its product is annotated as small acidic protein 1. The record is from RefSeq and is a predicted model, not a curated record. Lineage: Eukaryota; Viridiplantae; Streptophyta; Pinopsida; Cupressales; Cupressaceae. Bases 92 to 316 code for a protein of 74 amino acids. The transcript is spliced from 2 exons.